This is a messenger RNA of Saccostrea cuccullata (small rock oyster), 555 nucleotides long. RefSeq lists its product as uncharacterized. NCBI's taxonomy places the organism in Eukaryota, Metazoa, Mollusca, Bivalvia, Ostreida, Ostreidae. Bases 31 to 555 code for a protein of 174 amino acids. The transcript has a single exon. The record is from RefSeq and is a predicted model, not a curated record.
CCUACAGAGGUAAGGAUCAGGAGAGAAGUGAUGGACAUUAUGGAGGUAGUGAAGAAACCUUUGUAUAUCAUGAAGAGACUUGAUAGAAUGAAAAGUGGAAGUACACGUGAGGGAUUCAGAUUGAUAACUUCUGAUGAGGAUUGGAUGUUCUGGCCUCCAGACCACAAGGUGAUAUGUAAUUCCUCUCAGAUCAGUCUCUAUCGUAUCCCACAACACACUGUGAUUUUGAUGGAGUGUGAUGAUCUACCACCUGGUUUAACCAGACUUAGCCUGUUAAGCCAAUCCAAUAAUGCAGAAACCGUUUCGUCCUGUGUAGUAAUGAAUGACAAUAUAUAUGUAUCAAGUAAAAUAUUCAGAGAAAACUAUAUGCGAUUCUUAAAUAGCUAUGAUAUUUCUACUGCUGUCCUUCAUGGACCUUGUUCUACCUAUUCCAUACUCCAAAAUGCAGAUACUGACAAUGCUUUCUGUUUCAAGUCACAUCACUGGCAGACGUCAGCACUACCAUGGAUACAGAGAUGUCGUGAACGGGGAUGGCCGAAUCAAACAGUUGUAUGA